UGAGGGGUCUCUGUAGCCGCAAGGCAUAUUUGUGUAUUAAAGGGAUCUUCUUCAGAUUCCUCAAAUUUAUUGAGGUCGUGGUUCGUGAAUGAUUGGAAUGUGAUAUCCUCAGGCCAAUUAGCCUGUGGCUGAAUGAGCCAGUCCGGUCCUCUCCACCACCUUAGGUCGGAACGGAGCUCGGUGGGAGUGGCUCCUCUUGUUGCUGUAUCUGCCGGAUUUUCAUCGGUCCUUACAUAAUGAAAGUGUAUAUCUUCGUGCUUCUUAAUUUCGUUUAGCCUUCUCUGGACGAAGGUUGGUUGAUUUUGCGGUGAUUUGACCCAUGAGAGCGCUAUUUGAGAGUCGCUCCAUAAAUGAACUUGGUCAAUUGGUUUCCCUAUCUCCUUAUUAACGUAAGCCAAUGCUCUUACGCCAAUAAGUAUAGCUAUGAGUUCCAUUCGUGGUAUUGUGAGUGUUUUGCCACCCUUCUUAGGUUUAAGGCGGGUUUUGGCAAAAAUAAGGUUAGAGGAGAAAUAAUUGUUAUGCUCCCCUCUUAUGAAAAUAGCAACAGCAUAAGUGCUUAUAGAAGCGUCAACAAAUGCGUGGAUCUGUAUCUUAUCGUGUGAUUGAAGGACUUUCCUUUGUAGACGAAUCUCCUGAACUUGCCAACCCUGGAGGAAACUCUCCCAAACGGAUUUUUCCUCCAAGGCAAGUGGAGUGUCCCAGUCGUGUUUGUCAUCCCAUAAUUGCUGAAAAAAUAACUUUGCGGGCAAAACAGCUGGACACAAUAGUCCCAAUGGAUCGUAGAUGCCCGCUAAAGUGCUUAAUACUGAACGUCGUGUUGGAUUGGGACUGAUUUGACUACUCGGCCAUUGAAAUCCGAGCUCGUCAUUUUGUAUAUCCCACUGCAUUCCUAGUACCUUAACCUCUGAUUUGUCAAGCCGGUCCUCGACCGGAAUAGCAGAAAUUGUCUCUGGUGAAUUCGAGGUAAAUUCUCGCAAGUUCAUCUUCGCCUCCGAGAAUAUCAUUUUGGCUUGAUUGCACUUCCUAAUUAAUUCUUCUGGAGAACUUGCUCCUAAAUGAAGGUUGUCCACAUAAAGGCUACUUGCUAAUUCAGUAGCAGUCGUCGUGCCGUAUUUCUCUAGAUGGUGACGUAUUACUCCCGCCAGAAGGUAAGGGGAACAAAUAACGCCAAAAGCAACUCUCGCAAAACGAUAAACUUGUAUGUUAUCGGUAGAUGGUGGUUUAACCGGGUCCUUCAGCCAAAGGAAUUUGGCAACUUCCCGGUCUUCUUCGUGUAGGCCUACCAUAAGGAAUGCUGCCUCCAAGUCAGCAAUAGCCACAAAUUUUGGUAGGCGAAAUCUGAGCAACAACCCUACUAGUUCUGGUAGGAGCACAGGGCCACGGAGGAGGCAAUCAU
Molecule: messenger RNA, 1396 nt
Organism: Meloidogyne enterolobii
Lineage: Eukaryota; Metazoa; Nematoda; Chromadorea; Rhabditida; Meloidogynidae
Source: the annotation of a GenBank genome assembly